AUGGAACCAACGCUGAAGAUCCUCGUCGUCGGCGCAACGGGCCGCACGGGCAGCGCAACCAUCUCGGCCCUCGCCUCCCUCCCCCGCGCCCCCGCGAUCCUCGCCCUGACGCGCUCCCCGUCCUCUCCGAAAGCGCAAUCCCUCCUCGCGUACCCCUCCGUGACCCUCGUCCAAGGCGCGCCCACGGACCCGGCCCCGGUCUUCGCCGCCCACGGCCCCAUCUCCGCCGUCUACCUUGUCACCGUGCCGCCCGCCGACGAGGCCCAGGCCGCAGCUCUCGUCGACGCGGCUGUUGAGCACCGCGUCCCGCACAUCGUCUUCUCCAGCGUCGACCGCGGCGGCGACGAGGCCUCGUGGGGGAACCCGACGGCCGUCCCGCACUUCGCCGCCAAGCACCGCGCCGAGCUGUACCUCCGUGACCGCACCCGCGGCACCGCCACGCGGUGGACAAUCCUGCGACCGACGGGCUUCAUGGACAACUAUGGCCCCUCCCCAGCGGCGCUCAUGGGCCCCCUCAUGGCGGGGCUUUGGGCGACCAUGCCGCCCGGGCGGACGAUGCAGCUCGUCAGCACGCGGGACAUCGGGCUGUUCGCGGCGCGGGCGUUGGCGGGCGGCCCGGGAGGGGAGUGGGCCGACAGGGCGCUGGGGCUGGCGGGGGACGAGAUCAGCUUCGCCGAGGCGGACGAGGUGUUCCGCAGGGUCGUCGGGCGGGCGAUGCCGAGGACCUGGGCCGGGGUCGGGACCGUCGCGAGAUGGGCUUUCGAGGACGCCGGGAGGAGCAUGGAGUGGUUCGAGACGGAAGGGUAUAAGGCCGACGUCGGGCGGCUGAGGGAGAUGGAGCCGGGGUUGCAGACUUGGGAGACCUGGUUGAGGGAGAGUAGCGGAUGGGUGAAGGGGGACUGA
This is a messenger RNA of Colletotrichum destructivum, 903 nucleotides long. RefSeq names its product Putative NmrA-like domain, NAD(P)-binding domain superfamily. Bases 1 to 903 code for a protein of 300 amino acids. Lineage: Eukaryota; Fungi; Ascomycota; Sordariomycetes; Glomerellales; Glomerellaceae. Gene Ontology annotation, cellular component: nucleus. The record is from RefSeq and is a predicted model, not a curated record. The transcript has a single exon.